AAGAGAGAAGAAAAACAAAAAACCCAACCAAACCAAACCAAACUACAAAGACAAGUUCCAAGACACCGCCCAAGAGACACCCGUUCCAGUUUCGUUUUUGGUUUCGUCUUUGUUGUUGUCGUUGUUGUUUUGGAACCGAGACAAAAAAAUGCUGGCAACUCGGCGGAAACAAGCGCAACAAGCACCGACUCGGAUGGUCGCUUCUUCAACCGUGCUGCUCGCAGUGCUGGUAGCAGUGGCAGCACUGACACCAGGCCAUGCCGUCGCGUUCUACCUGCCUGGAACCAACCCCCGCGAGUACCAGGCCAAAGACCCCAUCGACCUCAGUGUUGUCAAGCUCACGUCGGUGCACACCCAGCUGCCGUACGAGUACUACACGCUGCCGUUCUGCACACCGCCGUCGCAAAAGCGCCUCGCCGAGAACAUUGGCGAGAUUCUCGGCGGCGAUCGCAUCAUGGCGUCACUCUACCACGUUCGAAUGAACGAGAAUGUCGAGUUCCAGCUCUUGGACUGUGCCAGCAAGCCCAUGGAGUACACGGCCGAGCAAGUAGACAAGUUUCGGGUGCACAUUCGCGAAGAGUACCGCGCACACUGGCUGCUCGACAACCUGCCCGCAGCGACCGUCAUCAGCAAGCCCGGCGAAUCCCUCAAGUACGCCAUGGGCUUUCCCAUCGGCCAUUUUGAAAAGUCCAACGGCGCUGUCGCCCUGUACAACCACAUUAACAUUUUUGUCAAAGUCAACAAGGACGAGACCUUGGGCCUGAUGCGCGUUGUUGGUUUCGAGGUUGCGCCGCAGUCCAUCUCUGCAGACGGCACCGAGGUCGACGCCACCACCAACAAGGUUGUCAAGAUUAGCGACCGACCGCUCUACCUCAAGACACUCGAAGCAGGCGAGAAGCUCAAGGUCUACUGGACUUACUCUGUUACUUUUAUCAAGUCGGACACGCCGUGGAUGUCGCGCUGGGACACGUACCUUCAAAUGAGCGACGCGCAGAUUCACUGGUACUCGAUUGCCAACUCGAUUGCGAUUGUGGUCUUCCUCUCAGGCAUUGUCGCCUUGAUUAUGGUUCGCACCCUCAACCGCGACAUUGCGCGGUACAACGACGAAGAGUAUCAGGACGCUGUGGAAGAAACUGGCUGGAAGCUGGUCCACGGUGACAUCUUCCGCCCGCCGCGCCGCACUUCGCUUCUUGUGGCGUGCGUUGGUGGUGGCAUCCAGAUCUUUGAAACCCUGCUGGUGGUCAUUACGCUUGCCAUGAUGGGCUUCCUCUCUCCCGCUGCACGUGGCAGCAUGGUGAGCACGGGACUCGGCUUGUUUGUCCUGCUCGGCCUGCCGACUGGCUACUACUCGGCUCGACUCUACAAAACCUUGAAGGGCCAGUACUGGAAGAGCGCCGCGCUGCUUACCUCGGUGCUGUUCCCCGGCAUUAUCUUUUCGACCUACUUCUUCCUCAACUUUUUCGUCUACGCCAAGCAUUCUUCUGGCGCCAUUCCGCUCGGAACGCUCUUCCGUCUGUUGGCAAUGUGGUUUGGAGUUUCCACUCCUUGUGUGUAUCUGGGCGCCAUGCUCACUCUCAAAUUCCUGCGUCCCGACUCGCAGCCCUAUGAAUCGCCUGUCAGAACAAAUCAAAUACCUCGUCAAGUUCCGCCGGCACCCUGGUACAUGAGCUGGCCUGUUAGUGUGUUAUUGACUGGCAUUCUUCCGUUUGGCGCAGUUUUCAUCGAACUGUUCUUUGUCUUCUCGGCAAUGUGGGAAAACAAGUCGUACUACCUGUUUGGCAUCCUUUUCGUGGUGUUUUUGAUUCUGGUCGUGACGUCGGCCCUGAUUACCAUCGUCAUGAUCUACUUUUUCCUGUGUAACGAAGAUUACCACUGGUGGUGGAGGUCAUUCCUGCUUUCGUCGGGCAUGGCCUUCUAUGUGCUGCUCUAUGCCAUUUUCUAUUAUGUCACCCAGCUGGACAUUACCGACGCUGUGUCGGUGAUGCUCUUCUUUGGCUAUGCCUUUAUCAUUGUCGUGACCUUCUGGUUCCUGACUGGCACGGUUGGCUUCUACGCUGCCUACUGGUUUGUGACCCGGAUCUACUCGUCUGUCAAGAUUGAUUGA
This is a messenger RNA of Capsaspora owczarzaki ATCC 30864, 2104 nucleotides long. RefSeq names its product EMP/nonaspanin domain family protein. Gene Ontology annotation, biological process: protein localization to membrane. The transcript is spliced from 4 exons. Gene Ontology annotation, cellular component: membrane. Bases 149 to 2104 code for a protein of 651 amino acids. The record is from RefSeq and is a predicted model, not a curated record. NCBI's taxonomy places the organism in Eukaryota, Filasterea, Ministeriida, Capsasporidae.